ACCUGCACAUGCAUUGUUACAAUUAUUUUUGGGUCUAAUGUCCUAUUACGAUGUUAAAUGUACUAUUAACAAAUUAUGAUAUACUCCAGUAUUUUGGGGAUACUAGUUUUGAAUUGGUUGUGGUUAGUGAUAUGUAGAUGAAAAGUAAGAAUUAUUAGUGAAAUGGUAUUGAAAAGAAAGGUAGUGUAGUACUGUAUUGUAUAGGUUGAGAUUGAUAUUUGGAGAGGAGAGUGGUAUGCACAUGAAAUGAAAGUGAGUUGAGUUUUUAAUUGCCACUUCCACUCUAAAGUCCUUUGUCCUCUCUCUCUACUUAGAAUCACUAAGGACAAAGAUUGGGUUUUCUUGAUAUAGAAAAAGGUAAACCUCAAAGGGACCAUUUUAGUUUUCCCAACUUGUUCAUUCAUUGGAGAAGUUCACCACAAGCACUCCAACUAAUAAUCAUCUCAUUCAUUCCUUCCUUCCAUUCCAUCUUCUCUCAAUAGAGAGUUAACUCAACUUCACAAAAAGAAGAACAAACCAACUUGCUUCUUCUUUCUUUGUUGUCCUUGUGGUUGGUUUGCCACCAUCAUCAUCAUCAUCAAUUAUUAAUAAUUUUUUGGGAGUGUGAAAAAUGAAAUCUUUGAUUUGUGUCUGGCUAGGCUGACUCAGUGGGUCAUAUUUGUUUUUGCGGUGUGGCUGUGGCCCCUACAAUCCUCCCACUUGCUUCUUCUUUGCUGUCUUCUUAGCUUCACCUUAGCUGCCUUUAAUCUUAUGUUGUCUCUCUUAAACAUCUCUCUCUCUCUCUUGUUCUUGUCUCUCCCAUUUUUGUCACUCUUUCUUCUCUUUCCAUUUAAAGAUCCAUUCUUUCUCCCAUAUAUACUUCCUCACCCAUUCUUCUGUUUUUGUUUCCUAAAAUUGUGAUUUUUUCUCUCUACAAAACCUUGAUUCUAUUUCUGUGUCUGCUGAUUAGGAUACUUGCUUCCUUUCAAUUCAACAACCAUCCUCGUCACCUUGUUGAUUCUCAAACGUGUAAAGUUUGUUCUUUUAUCUAUAUUUGAUUCCAUUGUUUUGGUUUUGGGAUUUAGGAGCUUUUUGCCAAAAAGGGAUUCUUCAUACCAAUACUACUGUACUAAGGUUGUUCUGAGACUGAGAUUCAUGCUUGGUCUUAGAACACUAUGGAGAGGUUUACACUUCUUUAGCAUUCAGUACUAUAAUAAGUUGAAAAGAGAUGAAGAACAUUCUUAAGAAGCUUCAUAUAAUGUCUAAUAAUCAAUCAGAAGAUGCACAAUCAGAAAGAAGCAACAAGUCAAAUGAUGGCUCAUCUUCAUCUCCUACUACCCGAAAGAAGCUUUCAAAUUGGUUGCAAUCGGUUUCUUCUAAUAGGCAGAGUCCUAGCAGUCCUCCAUCGCCACACCUGGCAAGAGGAGAAAGAGUAGAGCUAUCUGAUUCAGUGACUUUUGGUGGUGGUGGUGGUGGUGGUGGUUUGGAUAUGGUGGUGUGUGAUUCAACCAAGCGUGAUUCGGGGUCUAGCAGUUCAAGGGAUCCUGAAGUGGAAGAAGAAUAUCAGAUUCAGCUUGCUUUAGAGCUGAGUGCAAAGGAGGAUCCUGAGGCUGUACAGAUUGAAGCUGUUAAGCAGAUCAGUUUGGGAUCUUGUGACCCUGAUAAUACACCAGCUGAAGUUGUUGCAUAUAGAUACUGGAAUUACAAUGCUCUUGGCUAUGAUGACAAGAUCUCAGACGGUUUCUAUGAUCUGUAUGGUGUCUUAACCGAUUCAACCUCGACAAGAAUGCCUUCUCUGGUAGAUUUGCAAGGAACACCAACUGCAAAUGAUGUAAAAUGGGAAGCAGUCUUGGUCAAUAGGGUUGCCGAUUCCAAUUUGUUGAAACUUGAGCAAAAGGCCUUGGAGCUUGCAGUGGAAUCAAGAGAAGAUUUUGAAAUAGUUGUAGAUAGAAAUUUGGUGCACAAUCUGGCAAUACUAGUGGCUGAAUAUAUGGGUGGAUCAGUUGAAGAUCCUGAAAGCAUGUCAAGAGCAUGGAGGAGUCUUAGUUACAGUCUAAAAGCAACCCUUGGUAGCAUGGUUUUGCCACUUGGAUCAUUGACCAUUGGAUUGGCUCGGCAUCGUGCAUUGUUAUUUAAGGUAUUAGCUGAUAGUUUGGGCAUCCCUUGUCGGUUGGUGAAAGGAAUGCAAUAUACAGGUUCAGAUGAUGUGGCAAUGAACUUUGUCAAGAUUGACGAGGGCAGGGAGUACAUUGUUGACCUCAUGGCAGCUCCUGGAACUCUUAUUCCAUCUGAUGCAACUGGUUCACAUAUUGAGUAUGAUGAUUCUUCUUUUAUAGCCAGUCCUUCAUCAAGAGACCUUGAUUCAUCUAACAUUGCAUCGUUCAGCACCGGGGUUGGAAGUUCAUCUGAAGAAACUUCAGAGUUUGCGAAUUUUGAUAAAGGAAAUAGAUACAAACAUUUUGCCUAUGCAGAGAAGGAAUCGGAUGUUAGUAGCCCCCCCACUGGCAAGGAAGAAUCAAAGAAACCACUAAACGAAUUCAAAAAUAUCCCUAACGUAGAAAAAAUCAAGGCGAGGGAAUCUGUUAGCAGACCUAAUAAUUAUCCAUAUACGCACGGAAGAUCUCCUUCUUGGACAGAAGGGAUCAGUUCCCCGGCAGCACAUCGAAUGAAAGUCAAAGAUGUUUCCCAAUAUAUGAUUGAUGCUGCCAAGGAAAACCCUAACUUGGCUCAAAAACUUCAUGAUGUUUUACUCGAAAGUGGCGUUGUUGCUCCCCCAAACUUGUUUUCUGAAAUUUAUCAUCAGCAGUCAGGUUCCCAAAAUGAGGCCAAUUCUCCAACUGAAGAAAAAGAUGAAUAUAAACAGGGAAGUGCACAGAAAGAAGAUACGGUUAGCGAUAAUCUAGGUCCUCGAUUUUUGCCUCCGUUGCCUCCCCACCGGAUGCAUCCCAAAGCAACUCCUAGCAAUCAGCUGGAGCAUUCUAAGCCUGUAGAAGGUUUGGGAAUUGGCCUUUCUCUUGAUACACGAGAAGCUGCUGGACAGCACAUACAUUCCGAGGCAGAGGCAACACAAGUAAAGUAUGGGAAAAAUGUCCCGGUUGCUGCUGCUGCAGCGGCCGCAGCUGCUGUUGUUGCAUCUUCAAUGGUAGUUGCUGUGGCAAAGUCAAACACUGAUUCAAAUUUUGAGAUUCCUGUAGCGGCAGCUGCUACAGCUACUGCUGCAGCUGUUGUAGCAACCACUGCUGCUGUCAAUAAACAGUAUGAGCAGGGGAGUCGAAGUGACGGAGAUACUGAUGGUUCUGGUAAUGAGCCAAAAGGUAGCGGUGAUGGAAAGUAUAAUGCUUUAGGAGCGAACUCAGAAGGCGAGCAAAAAUCUGAUAGAUCAGUAGGCAAUGAUAGCACGAAAUCUGAUUCUGCACUAGAUGAUGUUGCCGAGUAUGACAUUCCAUGGGAGGAAAUCGCGAUGGGUGAGCGUAUCGGACUUGGAUCAUAUGGAGAAGUGUACCGUGGUGAAUGGCAUGGAACUGAAGUUGCUGUAAAAAAGUUUCUACUUCAAGAUAUCUCUGGGGAAUCACUUGAAGAAUUCAAAAGUGAGGUCCAAAUAAUGAGAAGACUGAGGCAUCCAAAUGUUGUUCUCUUCAUGGGGGCUAUAACUCGACCACCAAAUCUUUCAAUCGUUACUGAAUUUCUUCCUAGAGGGAGUCUGUAUAGAUUAAUUCAUCGACCUAACAAUCAAUUAGAUGAGCGAAGGCGGUUGAGGAUGGCCCUGGAUACUGCUCGAGGAAUGAACUAUUUGCACAACAGCACUCCAGUUAUAGUGCAUCGUGAUUUGAAGUCUCCAAACCUCCUCGUUGACAAAAAUUGGGUUGUAAAGGUAUGUGAUUUCGGCUUGUCUCGAAUGAAGUACAGUACGUUCCUUUCUUCUAGAUCAACUGCGGGAACAGCUGAGUGGAUGGCUCCAGAAGUGUUGAGAAAUGAACUUUCAGAUGAAAAGUGUGAUGUUUUUAGCUACGGGGUCAUAUUGUGGGAGCUCUCUACUCUGCGACAACCCUGGGGCGGAAUGAAUCCCAUGCAAGUUGUUGGUGCUGUCGGUUUCCAGCAUCGUCGUCUGGACAUUCCAGAUGAUGUGGACCCUACCAUUGCAAAUAUUAUCAGACAAUGUUGGCAGACAGAUCCAAAGUUGAGGCCCACUUUUGCUGAAAUCAUGGCAUUACUGAAGCCAUUGCAGAAGCCAAUUACUAGUUCUCAAGCGCAGAGAGCAAGUGCUCACAACACAUCAUCGCGAGUUGCUGAAAAUCCUGCAGAAUAGAAGACAAUUAUACAGCUAACGAAACUUUUUAUUUUACUGCUAAAAAAAGUGAGGGCAAUUUGUAAAUUAAUUUCUGUUACUGAUUGGUUCAAGACCAUCAGCUAACGUUCAUUCUUAUUCAUGGUUUUCACACCUGUCUUUUUUCUCCGUUUGUUUCCUUUCUCUUUUGUAAUCUACAACGCAGCCAUUGUUAGGUUGUUCCAUUCCGUUUGUACAAAAUUCUUUUGCAAAAAUGUUGUAAUCAGCAUCUAAAUUUUGUUGUCCAUAAAUAGUUAUUAAAAGUUGCAGUUGUAGCUUCAACAGAAAAAAGGAUUAAAUGUAAGUGAAAAUUGCUUGCUGGCUA
Molecule: messenger RNA, 4628 nt
Organism: Trifolium pratense (red clover)
Lineage: Eukaryota; Viridiplantae; Streptophyta; Magnoliopsida; Fabales; Fabaceae
Product: probable serine/threonine-protein kinase SIS8
Exons: 13
Coding region: 1208-4285 (1025 amino acids)
Biological process (GO): protein phosphorylation
Molecular function (GO): ATP binding; protein kinase activity
Source: RefSeq, a predicted model, not a curated record